Molecule: messenger RNA, 333 nt
Organism: Linum trigynum
Lineage: Eukaryota; Viridiplantae; Streptophyta; Magnoliopsida; Malpighiales; Linaceae
Source: the annotation of a GenBank genome assembly
AUGGACAAGGAGUUCCACAAGUCGAACGGGAUCGACUUGAUCUUGGCCGGCUUUCACUCGAUGGUGGCCGCAGUGUUCAUGUGCCUCGCGGUGACCAGGUACCGGAACGACAAGGACAUGAGCACAGACUUGCUGACGACCAACAAUGAGGAAAUCAAGCAGCUGAAGGCAGGCAGGAGAUAUUUCCCAGCGGGGAAGAUGUCCGCGACGAGGAUGAAUCGGGCGUUUUCGACGACAGAUUCAGAUCCGAGGAAGGAUCGACGGGCGGUGGGGAGGUCGCCCACUCGGCUAUCUGACCGGUCCCCGGUGAAGAGGAAUUACUCCGCCUCCUGA